Sceloporus undulatus (fence lizard) is the source of this 4219-nucleotide messenger RNA. It is a transcript of the gene PAWR, whose product is annotated as pro-apoptotic WT1 regulator. The transcript is spliced from 7 exons. Gene Ontology annotation, biological process: apoptotic process; positive regulation of apoptotic process. The record is from RefSeq and is a predicted model, not a curated record. Gene Ontology annotation, cellular component: cytoplasm. Lineage: Eukaryota; Metazoa; Chordata; Lepidosauria; Squamata; Phrynosomatidae. Bases 406 to 1425 code for a protein of 339 amino acids.
CAGGCUCCUCCCUGUCCCUUGCCAGGGCUUCCUCCUCCUCCUCCUCCUCGGCCAUUUCCGCUCUUCCUCGGCUCCUCCUCGGGGGAAUUCUUCCGGGACUGGCGCACCUGGAGCAGCAGCAGCAGCACCUCCACCUCCACCGGGAGCCUCCCUGGGAAGAAGCAGCAGCAGAGGGCCUCCAUCCAGCCCGAGGAGGAGGAGGAGGAGGAGGAAGAAGCAGCACCCACUUUCUGGCGCUCUCCGGAUCCUUUGCACCAAAACCCCAACUUUUCCCAGACUUUGCAUCCGCAGCCGGAGAAGAGCAUCCACUACAGAGAGCAGCAUCCAUCGCUAGGGCGCUCGGCAGCUUCCUUCUCCUCCUUUGUGCAGGAGCCAGUCCAGAGGGCCGGUGCCUGGCCUGGGAAGAUGGCCACCGGGGGCUACCGGGGCAGCAGCGGGGCCACCUCCACCUCCUCCACUUCCACCACCGACUUCUUGGAAGAAUGGAAAGCCAAGCGGGAGAAGAUGCGGGCCAAGCAGGCGCCGCCGACGGCGGGGGAGCCCAAGGCCCCGGGGCCCCCUUCCUCCUCCUCCUCCUCCUCGCCCACCGGCCCCUCCACGGCCAGCAGCCCAGAGCGGAGCCCCAACUGCGCGCCCUCUUCGGCUCGAAGCGCCCCCAAGGAGCCCCCUGCUGCUGCUGCUGCUGCUGCUGCUGAGUGCCCCUCGCCCCCCGUCGGAGCAAGAGCCAGCCCCGCCGAGGGCCCGGGGGCCAAAGGCCAGGAGAAGGAGAAGAAGGAGGAGGCGGAGGAGGAGAGGGUCUCCCCGAAGGGCAAGGGCUCCUCCGGCCCCAGCGCCCGCAAAGGCAAGGGCCAGAUCGAGAAGAGGAAGCUCCGGGAGAAGAGGCGCUCCACGGGGGUGGUCAACCUCCCCGCCACCGAGAGCUUGGAUGAAUUUGAUGAUGAUGAAGCAGGACAGAAGGAACGUAAAAGGGAAGAUGCAAUCACACAGCAGAAUACAAUGCAGAAUGAAUCAGCCAGUGCAGAUUCAAGUGCCUCAUACAUAUUACAGGACACUUCUAGGACAAUUUCAAACAGAUAUAAAAGCACAACAAACAUGCCAGAUGAUGAUGUUUCUAGUAGAUAUUCACGAGCAGCAGACAGGGCAGGAUAUAACAGAUACAACAGAGAAGCAAAUUCUUCUGGAAACAUCAUACCAAAUAAUUCUUUGGAAAAGAAGAUUGAAGAUCUUGAAAAGGAGCUAGCAAAGGAGAGACAAGAAAACCUAAGGCUUGUACGAAUAGCACAAGACAAAGAGGAGCUGAUUGGGAAACUGAAGGAGGAAAUUGAUUUAUUAAACAGGGACCUAGAUGAUAUAGAAGAUGAAAAUGAGCAAUUAAAACAAGAAAAUAAGACACUCUUAAAAGUUGUUGGACAGCUGACAAGGUAGAAGACAGAAGCCUCAGAGAGGAAUGAAACAUGAAAACUACUGAUUGAAUGUUUAAAAAUCAAGGGGCUAGAAUGUUUCCUUUGUUGCAAUAUGUCAAAACAACUGUUUUUGUAUUUAUUAUUAAGGGGGGGAGGGGAAAUAAUGAAUGUUUUACAUAAUGCUUUCUUCAUUUGAUGUAAUAAAAUCAAGCAUUGUAAGUAUUUCUAAACUUAUUCCCUUGCGUUGUCCAAGAUAAUUCAGAUAAUAACUUUCCUGAAAUCAAUAUGUUCUUGAAUUUUCAGUGUCUUUAGCUUAUAUGUAUAUAGCCCAAUUGCAGUGUUGUAAACUACCUGAUCACCAAAACUCCACUUUGGUCUAUAUAGAUACUACUUUUGUGGGCUUCUCCUCUUCCCUAAAUGAAAGGAAUUCUAGGAGUAAACUUUGUUUACAUGGAUUCAAAAUAUAUAUAUUGGGAGAUAUUUGCUAUUUGUUCAACAGCUGUAAAGUGCGGGUGCCUUACUAGAGUACUGAUCUGAAACAUUUUAGAAAUGAAUUGUUUCUUCUACAAAAAAUAAUCUUGUAUUUUGUGAUUUUAUUUUAUACUGUAUCUGAAAUACUGACAAUAGUAGAUAGUACUUUUCCUGUAUAGCUGCUCUUUGACAAACAUAUUUUUAUAAAAUAUCAGUAAAUCACCAAUCCUUAUAAACACCAAUCCUUGCCAAGGUAGUUUUUUAGCAAAAUCCCCAGUUUGCAGGUUAAUCACAAUGCUUUCUUUUCAUCCACAGGAAGAAAAUGGGGUAUUUUCUAUAAGAGUAUUGUUCAUUUUUACAAUAAAUAAAGGCUACAGCCUGAUUUUGACAGGAAAAAAAAUAUAAUUUUUAAUGGACUCAGAACAAAAAGUCUCCCUGGUUUUCUACUUAGAGAUUAAACCAUGCCUUAUUGAUACAGAUGCAACAGAAAACCAUGGCUUAACAAACCCAGGAAGCUGUGCAUCAAAGUGAAAGAGGGAAGGGAAAAAAUGGCUGUUGGGGUCAUGUUAGUUUUUGAUCUAAUGAAAAAUGAUUUUUAGACCAAGACUGUUACAUCUAAGUAGAGACUAUGAGGAUGGUAUGUUGUGUUUGCAUUGGAGAUUUAUAUCACAAUAGUGUCAAGAUAUACUAAAUCAAGAAUGGCACAUUCAUUUUGCAACUACAAUAUAUGCACGUUUUCAUAAAAUGGAUGUAUCAGGACCUUGCUUGAUUUAUAAAGGUCAUUGAAGCUGUGAUAAAAUUUAUUAAUGAAUAUAGUUUACAAAAGGGAAGUUUAUGAUUUUGGGGCCCUCUGAAAGUAUUACAGAAAAACAUCUGUUCUAGAAUAGCACUAAUGUUUGUUAAAAUAAAGUACACUGCAUGUUCUGUUAUACAUCAACAUCAUAUGUCUGUGUUACUAUUUUGUGUUAUGGACAAUGGAAUAGUUUUUUAUAAACCACUGAAAAAAUUACUGUCUUUCACAAAAUCCAAGUCUUUUCUUGCUUGAGAAAGCUUUAUGGCCUUUAAGAAUAUGAAAUAUACCCUGCUUAACAUGAGGUGCUGACAGUUGACCUGGUGUUCCUGUUAUGCUACAGCGCCUGUGAUUUCAUUUAGACACACUAUCUGAAAAGGCUUCAGGGAGAUAUUCCAUGACCUCUUAGUGCACUGAUUCUCAAAGUGUGUAGUAUGAGAGCUACCAUGUUGCAUCAAGCUGGUCUCUGCCCUCCAAAGAGGGACGUCCUGUCCAGAAUUAAUCUCCUUUUUCUGCCACUGCAUUGGAAAUAACAUUCUUAGUCUCUCACAUUCUUACUCCCUCUUCACUGGCAGAUGAGAAGAACUCUCAGAAGUAUCACCAUCACCCACAAAGCAGUGCACUCCCUGUGUUUUGGCUGGCUCAAAAGAAAGUUAGAGCCUCAGCUGUCAAUAUUUAUUAUUGAAUAUUCUCUACCUGAUACCUUCCAGAUGUUAGGGACUACAGUUACCAUGAUCUCUGCCCAACACCAUGUUUUUGUGCAGGUUGGAAUGGUAAAAGCGCCAUAAUGGGGACACCAUAUUACAGCAUUGGUUCUCAAGUAGCAGCAACUUUUCAAGGCAUUGGGAAAAGAGGUGUUUCCCUACCUUGCUGUCUAUUGGACCUGAGAUUUUAUACAUAGAAAGUAUCUGUUAAAAAGUUGGCAUUGACAGUGCUGUUGUAUUUAUGUAGCCAUUGCUCCUAAUUAGGUAGUCAUUAAACAUGAGGGAGGUAUUAACAAAACCUGAUUUUAUAAAAUCUUGCCAGUUUAAAGGCUGUCAAGCUGCAUACUGUGGUACUGCCUCAAAUUCAGGUUAAUUUGGUGAAUUUCAGUGACAGCUAAAAGGCAAAAAUUUACCUCACUUGGAAUGUCAACUGUUUCAUAAAUUACGUAUGUUUUGGUAGUUUGUGAAUUAUUUCAAUAAUUGUGCUGUGGUGUUUCCAAAUGGCAUACCUGGAAUAUUCUAUAGAAAAGACAGAUCGGUUAUACAGUGGGGCCUCCACAUACGUGGCCUUUUUUGCGCGGCUUUGAGCGUACGCUGGGCGCGCACGGGGCAAAAGGGGUGGCACGUCCCAUUCAGUUGAAUGGGCGCGCGCGCCCCACACACCUCCGCGCCGCUGUGCACGAGCCCCAUUGUUUACAAUGGGGCUCGAGCAUAGGCGGAAAUCGCCAUAUGCGGCGGGAUCCGGAAUGGAUCCCCCGCGUAUGGCGAGGUUCCACUGUAUGAAUAACUUCAAUGGAAACAUGCUUAUGAUUUAUAUGGAUAAAAUAAAUAAAGCACAUCAGCUACCUUAA